Messenger RNA from Racocetra persica, 249 nucleotides. The record is from the annotation of a GenBank genome assembly. NCBI's taxonomy places the organism in Eukaryota, Fungi, Glomeromycota, Glomeromycetes, Diversisporales, Gigasporaceae.
AUAGCAUAUCUAAAAGUAGUGAUUCAGGAAUCAAACCUGCUAUCGACUACAAGUAGAAAUGUUAAUAAUGGGGUAUCUAAAGGUGAUGAUUCUGAAAAAGAGUAUGAUUUCUUGUUCAUAAUUGAAAUGAUUGAAGAUUACAUAUCUGAAGUAGAUAAUUUUAAUAGUGAACCCAAAAAUAGUCUAUUAAAAGAGAUCUAUACUGAUUCCUUGUCUGUAAUUGAAAUGAUUGAAGAUGACAUGUCUGAA